Dictyostelium purpureum is the source of this 948-nucleotide messenger RNA. RefSeq lists its product as uncharacterized. Gene Ontology annotation, cellular component: nucleus; SMN complex. The transcript has a single exon. Lineage: Eukaryota; Evosea; Eumycetozoa; Dictyosteliales; Dictyosteliaceae. Gene Ontology annotation, biological process: spliceosomal snRNP assembly. Bases 1 to 948 code for a protein of 315 amino acids. The record is from RefSeq and is a predicted model, not a curated record.
AUGGAAGAGUUUCAAUCAAAAGCAUUUGAGGUUGAUGGGGAAAUUGAACCAGAUGAUAAUGAACCAUUAACAGGUGAGGAGUAUUUAAAAAGGGUUAGAUGGCAAGCUAAUCGAUGUCCUUCAGUUGUUGUAGCCACAAAUAUAGAUUAUAGUAAAUUAAAAAUUAAAUCACCUUCAAAAAAUUAUUUUACAUUACCACCAUCCAUCACAAAAUGUAAUAAAGAAUUUUUACCAACCGAAAAAUGGGAAAAAGAAUUUUUAAAUCAUUUUUCAGAAUUUAGACAAAAGCUAAAAUAUAUUAAAGAGAAUAAUAAUAAUAAAGAAAUUAAAAUUCAAUUACCACAUAUAAAUGAUAAAAGAUAUUGGUAUAUAUUCUGUUUUGGUAAUGAUAAUAAAUUAAAUGAAGAGGAAGAAGAAGAAAGUAUUGAUGAAGAAGAUGAAGAAGAAAUUAUUUAUGAAAAAGAUGAAGAAGGUGAAGAAAGUUUUGAUGAAGAUACUGAUGAAAGUGAAAAUAUUAAUGAAGGAAUUAAUCAAUAUGAAAGUGAUAGAAAAAUAAUAAAUCAUUCUAAUAAUAAUAAUAAUAAUAAUAAUAAUAAUAAUAAUAAUAAAAAUAAUCAAAUUAAAAGUAAUAAACCAACAAUAGAGCUAUUAUGUAAAUUAGAUCAUGUUUUAACAGUGAAAUUGGUAAAUUAUCAUAUUGAAUGGUUAGAAAAGAGAGAGUUUACCCAAGAGAGAUCUUAUUGGUUAUAUAUGUUAUUAUCAAAGUUAGAGAAACCUAUUGACUCGGAUACAUGUUCAAAUUUACGUUCUUGUUUAAGAAGAUUAGCUCUAUUUAGAUCAAAGCUCAAUAGUUUAAAUGAUCCAAACUUACCAUCAAUUAAUAUUUUAUUUACAAUAAUUGCAAAAUAUUUUGAACAAUUAGAACCAAGUGAUACUCUGGCAAUAUAA